CAGCAUCCUCAGCUGUCACCACAUGCCUGGUAACAUUAGUCUCUGCAUGUAAAGAUCAAGCUGUGUCAUGCGUUUUAAACACAAGCAGGAAGGUGUACGAAGAACUCAGCAAUGAGACGUAGCUGGCGAUGAUUUCUAAUGUUGCAUUCAGCUUUAUUUGCUGUCUUGAACACACCCCGCUGAGCACCCCGAUAUUGUUCAAGAGGAAUAAUGGCUGCACAGGAGCCGUCUCCACCAUCUUCCCUGGAAGGCAACAAACCGGGCUUCCCGAAGAAAAUUCUCGCCAACAACCUCGAAGACAAGCAUCUGUGCAAUUCAUGCCAGAAGGUGCUGAGGAGGCCUCUGCAGGCUCAAUGCGGUCAUCGCUUCUGCUCGUUCUGUUUCAACAAAAUAGUGAGCUCUGGGCCACAGAAAUGCAGCGCCUGCAUCAAAGAAGAUUUGUUCGAGGAGCCUACCUCUAUUCUCAAGCAAGGUGGUGCUUUCCCUGACAACGCAGCACGGAGAGAAGUGGAGGCUUUGGCAGCCGUCUGUCCGAAUGAAGGAUGCACAUGGACGGGAACUAUCAAAGAAUUUGAGGCGAGCCAUGAGGGCAACUGUGACUUCAUGAUCAUCCUGUGUCCCUCCUGCAAAGAGCUGAUGAGAGCCAACGAACAGGAGCGCCACAACGAGAGAGAAUGUCCGGAGAGGACGCUCAACUGCAAAUACUGCAAAGAACCUUUCCUGUUAAAGAACAUAAAGGCUCACGAUGAAAUCUGUCCAAAGUACCCGAUGAUCUGUGAAGGCUGUGCGAAGAAAAAGAUCCCUCGAGAAAAGUAUGUGGACCAUAUUAAGUUCUGCAGUAAAUUUAAAGCACCAUGCAGGUUUCAUGUUGUUGGCUGCGAUACGUCUGUGGAGAAAGAGAAAAUCCAUGACCACGAGCGGCAGUGUUCUUACGAACACCUCAACCUGCUCCUACAUUUCAUCAUGGGCAUCAAGGUGAGCUUGGAGAGCCUGCAGCCCCAGAGCUUGGAGGUGGCCAGCCACAAACUGCAGGAGCUCCACAUGUCCCUCAGGGACCUAGAGCUGAAGAUGAGCCAGCUGGGUGGUGGUGGUGCAGCUCCCGUGCAGGGUGCAUGUGCCCCGACUUUAUCCACAUCCUUUACCCCGCUGCCCAGUGCCAUGGGAGCCGCCCUCGAGUUGCAGCUCCAGAGUGAGAAGACCAAGGUGGCCGAGCUGAGUCGGCGCUGCCAAGAGCUGGAGCUCAAAGUGAGCACGUUCGAGAACAUCGUCUGCGUCCUCAACCGAGAGAUGGAGCGCUCCUGCGCCACCAUGGAGGCCUACAACCGCCAGCACCGACUGGACCAGGACAAGAUCGAGAUCCUCAACAACAAGGUCCGUCAGCUGGAGAGGACGGUGAGUCUACGGGACCUGUCCAUCGUGGAGAUGGACGGUAAAAUGAGGGAAAUGUCUGCUGCCACAUAUGACGGCAUCUUUGUCUGGAAGAUCUCCGAUUUCACCAAGAAGAGACAGGACGCCGUGGCUGGCCGAGCCCCUGCUAUGUUCUCUCCUGCCUUUUAUACCAGCAAAUAUGGCUACAAGAUGUGCCUGCGGAUCUACCUGAACGGGGACGGUACGGGCCGCGGCACCCACUUGUCUCUGUUCUUUGUGGUGAUGAGAGGACACAGUGACGCACUCCUCAAGUGGCCUUUUAACCAGAAGGUCACCCUAAUGCUGCUUGACCAGAACAACAGGGAGCACAUCAUCGAUGCCUUCCGGCCCGACAUCUCGUCCUCGUCGUUCCAGAGGCCGGUCAGUGACAUGAACAUUGCCAGCGGAUGUCCACUCUUCUGUCCGCUCUCAAAGCUGGACUCUAAAAACUCCUACAUACGCGACGACACCAUCUUCAUCAAGGCCAUCGUAGACCUCACUGGGCUCUAGUCAAACGACGAGGGCAUGAAUCUAACCCUGCCUUUGGUUGCUAUGGGAGACGACUCAACAGGCUUUGUUUCCUCCAGAAAUGUUCUGCUUCAGGUUUGUGUCGUACUUUUGGGUUUGGGCGGGAGUGUGAAACAUCAGACAAGGAAAAAAAGGUUUCUUUUAGCAGUGGUUCUCAAGACCUCCUUAGCCUCUGUAUUUAUUUUGACAGAAACAAUGAUUACCUACCAAAGGGACCCAAGACCUGAACACAGUACAUGUGCCAGUAUUAGGCUGGUGAUGGGCGUUAGCUUCCCUCAACAAGACGUUAGAGGCCUUGCAAGACCCUAGGUAGGACAUUAUGCUUGUAAAAUAAGUAGACAACCUGGAUGACAUCGUCUCUAAUAUCCAGUGAUCAUCCUGUGAUAUCUUAUACCACAGACGAGGCUCAUCGUAUAGACUGUAUGUAAGAAGUGGACGUAGCUACAGUGAUGUCCUCAGUUUGUUUGAGGACGUCUGCUUCAAGGCUCUGAGUCAUAGCCAUCACCCCUUUUUUGUUGUUGUGGUUGAUUGAGUCAAAGAAAGGACCCAAAUUUGGGGGACAGAGUGAAUAUGCUAUGCUAUUCCUCUUUCCUGGUUGGUUGCCAUGGUCACAACUUGUCUAUUCCACGCAGUGUCCCCUGAAAUCAGACCGUGUUUCUAUUUCGCUCCAAACGGGGACUUCAUUUACACAAGUGUGUUUAAAAAAGGCACAAUAACCUUAAAAGGAAAAUGUUCACUGAGCUAAUAAAUAAACUAAGAAGAAGACUUUCAAUACCAUUGGGCUAGAAGAGUCGCCCCCUUCCUGCCCUGAUAGAGAAUGCAGGUUUCAGGCACUUUAACACUGACUUCCCUUUGAAAACAAGAGCUGAUGGUGCGUUUCAUUUGAUCUCAGAAGUCGGAAAUUAAGAGUUACCUGUCUGCUGCGUCAUCAGGAACUCCCCCCCUGAAGUCGGAAUUUGACUUGGAAACUCGGAGUAUCUUCAGGGGCCCGAGUUAAAAUCCAACAUGGCUGCUCCGUGCAUCAACAGUAACAUUUAAGCUGUAACACUAGCUGUGUUUAUUAGCAGCUUAGCCUUCUUUUAGUGUAAUUAAAUAAAUCACACCGAUAGUACAGUGCAAGUUCUCUCCGUGGACAUGUUGUCAUUUUAUUUUUGCGUUCAAACUAUCACGUAGUGUGUUGUUAUCGCCAGGUAUUAGCUUAAAAAACAAAGGUACUCCUGGAGGCGUCCAUGCUGCUUGUUGCUAACUGGAACUGAAACGCGGGAAACUACAGUGUGAUUCCCAGCUCCGAGAUCCGAGGUAAAUGGAACGCACCAUCAGUC
Messenger RNA from Labrus mixtus (cuckoo wrasse), 3257 nucleotides. Its product is annotated as TNF receptor-associated factor 2-like. The record is from RefSeq and is a predicted model, not a curated record. Gene Ontology annotation, molecular function: zinc ion binding; ubiquitin-protein transferase activity; ubiquitin protein ligase binding. The transcript has 10 exons. The coding region runs from base 211 to 1917 and encodes 568 amino acids. Lineage: Eukaryota; Metazoa; Chordata; Actinopteri; Labriformes; Labridae. Gene Ontology annotation, cellular component: cytoplasmic side of plasma membrane; cytosol; plasma membrane signaling receptor complex. Gene Ontology annotation, biological process: tumor necrosis factor-mediated signaling pathway; regulation of apoptotic process; protein K63-linked ubiquitination.